Messenger RNA from Astrephomene gubernaculifera, 2719 nucleotides. NCBI's taxonomy places the organism in Eukaryota, Viridiplantae, Chlorophyta, Chlorophyceae, Chlamydomonadales, Astrephomenaceae. The record is from the annotation of a GenBank genome assembly.
UUGAAGCAAGUCGGAUACAUUGUGUCUAACACCACUUGGAGGAAAUCAUCGGAGACACUUGACGUGGCCUGCCAAACGAGAAGAUGCGGAAAUCUGGAAGUGCUCGCAAGCGGCCUGCCAGCGGUGUCCGCUGGGACGAACAGAAUUUACAAGAUAAUGAAGUUAUCAAGGCCACAAUUAGCAAGACCAAGAUAAAUGAGCCCAAAACUCCGUAUCAUGGGCCUCUCGGAGAAGAGCACAUGCAGGAGGUCGACGCGGGGCUGCUUCCCCUGGAGCUGGACGGCUGUGACAGCGGCCACCCAAGCGAUGCACGACAGCAUUCGCAGCAGGAACAGGGGCAGCGAUUGUAUGACAUGGACAAUGGCAACGGUCAACUGCCGCAGCAAGUGCUACCUGUUAUGACAGCAGCGAAAGUACACCACGUGACGACGCCGGCGGGGGACACCGUGCCAACCUCAUUGGAACAGUCGGCGCAAGGGGCAUCAGAGUCUCACUCCGUCGCGGGUACCGCUGUGGCGUCUGGGGCUGAUGCCGCUGUUCCCACUGCCCCUGUCUCAGCUAUGGAGGUUGACGGCGAGGAAGAAGAUGAUAGGGAGGGAGCUGCUGGACCCAUCGGCCAUGUGCCAACUUCCCAUGGCGCAUUGUCGUCCUCUGUCUCCGCCCCCAGGCUUCCUCCGCAGCAUCGUGACCCUUCCCCCGCGCUGCUUCUAGACUCCUCUGGUUCCUCUCACCAGCAACACCCCCAUUCGGGCUUACAUGCGCACUUCCAGGAGGGGUCCUACUCCCCUUCUCAUCAACCGGCAGCGACAGCGGUGGUGGAGGGGACCGCAGCACGGACGGCGGCAGCGGGGCCAGCUGUCGCACCCCAACCGCUGGAGGUACCGGACGUGGUUAGGUCAGGCUUCAGCUCGGAUUCAGAGCCGCGGGCGUCCUGGACGGGCGGCAGUGACGGGGAGGGAGUGGACGAGGAGGCGCACAGGCAGUUUGAGAAGCGGCGUAGGGCCCACUACAACAUGCGCGCGGCUCUGCAGCAGGCACGACUGUUACUGUCAUCUGAGGACGGGGAGGAUGAGGGCGAGGAGGAUGUGGAGGAGCAGGAGCAGCAGUGCGCCCCGAGCGGAGAGCAGGGCCAGGAGCAGGUGGAGAGCGGAAGCGGGGAGGUCGGGCAUGGGCGAGACGUGGACCUGCCAGACGUGAUGGCCGGCAACGACCGAGGGUGCAUUGGGUGCGCGAGCGGAGGCAGUGGCGGUGGCAUUGCAGCUGGCGAUGUGAGCGGCGGCCCCGGGAAUGCGGCCGGAAGUGCGCCGGAAGGGAAUGGUAGUGAUUGGGGUAGCGUGAUGGCUGAGUGAUAGCUGCGCAACAUGCACGGCAGGGGAUGGCUUGCGGCUUGGGAACUAUGGGCGGCUUCGGAGUCAGCAUGGGGAGGGGCGCGUGUUUGGCUGGAGGGGACGGGGUGCGGAACUUGCAUGUGGACGACGCAGGAGGAAAGCAGGAUUAAUGGUGCGGUAGCAGGCUGGGCAAGUGGGCUUGGUGAGAGUAGGUGCUGGGAGGCAGGCAUGUGUUACUGCGCAUUCGCAAGGGAUACAUGUCGGCGCGCAGCCGCCGCCCCGGGUUCCAAGUGGCAGGCGUUAAAGCAGGUGGACGGGUCAGGGGGAUCUCACACAGGAAGUCACGCAGGGGUUGGUCUGUGGUCAUCACGCAAACAGCGGGUUAUUGACUGUGCGACAAGAGAGGCGGAAAUGGGCACCAGGACUCCCAUCCAAAUGCCGUCUGUCGCUGGUUGCAGGCUAUAGAUUGCCAUGUCAGGCCGCGGGAAUAGGCUGCGCCAGGCUUCGUGUGCGGAUGCAGGUGUUUUAAGCCGAAUGAUCAACAACCGCAUUGAGGGAGGGGUGUUGCUUGGGUUCAGGUGUAGCGGGCGGCUGUAAUAGGCCCUAGAGUAGUACAUGGGCGGGCGUCGGAUCACAUGCAUGUGGAUGUCAGGCACAAGCAGAGAUGGAAUAAGGGCUUCAGAGCCAGAUGCAAUUUGAGGAGUCCGAAUGGAAUUGCGGGUUAGCGAUACAACCCGUGGGUCAGAGCCUGGUGAGUCGCGGGUAUUGCAGUUGCUUCCAGGUUGCCAUUGAUGACGGUCUUGCGAAGGAAGGGACAAUGCCUUGAAGACGGUCGCAAGGAGUGCACGAGCGUCUCGAUGCUAAGGCUGGUGAUAGAAAGUUGCAGCUAGAAGGGAAGGCAAGGAAGAAGUGGCGGCGUUGGUGAUAGUUUCUGCCACUUACUGAUGCAGGCACUCGCACAGUGGUUAACGCAGUUUCUGCCACUUACUGAUGCAGGCACUCGCACAGUGGUUAACGCACCAUGCUCUGCAGGUGCCGUGAUGUCCGGUUAAGACGAGGUCGCUGCUGGCAUACCCUUUACGAUGUCACGUGCUCAAACCUCGCCAUCCUUCAGGCGGUUGCCUUUCCGUGGCGGGGAAUGUCUCAUGGAAUGCCAAGAAGUCUUCAUUUUCUUGGCAACAUGUCUAAGAUAUGUAUGUCGCGUCGCGCACGCGGACAUCCACCCCAAAAAACGAUUGCAGUUUGCGGGGUAAGGGUAACCCAUUCGAGACGUGCGUCUUAAUGCCGCAGGUGGCAGUAAUCAACUUCCUUCGUUGCAGGAAAGUCGCUCUGCAUGCCGUCUGCAGCUUUCGGUGAAGCGGCUUAGUGUGAACGAGGGCAUCGCAGUGGUG